AUGGAUUUCCAUAAUUCAUUAGUAUUUUUACUUAUUUUAUCUAGUCAUCUUAUUUUAAUUGAUGCCAGACAAUUUCGUGUUACUGACCAAGUGUUUUUUGAAAUCACUAGUGAAGAUAAAGUUCUUGGUCGAGUAGUGAUAGGCCUAUUCGGCGACCUUGCCCCAAAGGCUGUCAAAAACUUCAAAGUUUUAGCCUCAAAAGGUAUAAAUGGGAAGUCUUACAAGGGCACCUCAUUUAAUAGAAUAAUCAAACGAUUUAUGGUACAAGGUGGUGAUGUAGAGGCUGAUGAUGGAACCGGCUCUAUCAGCAUUUAUGGCGAAACAUUCCAUGAUGAGAAUUUGGAGACACAACAUAGUGGCGCUGGAUUUGUGUCAAUGGCUAAUAAAGGUCCGGACACAAAUGGCUGUCAAUUUAUUAUUACUACCACAGGAACACCUUGGUUAGAUCAUUUGCAUACAGUAGUCGGAAAGGUGGUGGACGGGCAAAACGUGGUGCAUAUGUUGGAGCACACCCCUACUGACGUGGACGACAGGCCACUAAUGCACGUGUAUAUCUCAGACUGUGGCUUGGUGCCAACCCUUGAGCCUUAUUACAUUUCUGAUGACCCUUAUGAUUUAUGGGCGUGGAUCAAAGCAUCAGCGGUUCCUCUAACCAUGUCUUUUUCAAUCCUCGGCUUCUUCCAAUGGAUGAUGAGGAAGAUGGAAAUAUAG
Molecule: messenger RNA, 711 nt
Organism: Spodoptera littoralis (African cotton leafworm)
Lineage: Eukaryota; Metazoa; Arthropoda; Insecta; Lepidoptera; Noctuidae
Source: the annotation of a GenBank genome assembly